Molecule: messenger RNA, 1754 nt
Organism: Myotis daubentonii (Daubenton's bat)
Lineage: Eukaryota; Metazoa; Chordata; Mammalia; Chiroptera; Vespertilionidae
Product: NKG2-A/NKG2-B type II integral membrane protein-like
Exons: 6
Coding region: 15-719 (234 amino acids)
Biological process (GO): stimulatory C-type lectin receptor signaling pathway; positive regulation of natural killer cell mediated cytotoxicity
Source: RefSeq, a predicted model, not a curated record
ACCCAGCUGCAGAGAUGAAUAACCAACGUGUAACCUAUGCAGAACUGAAUUUGGCCAAGUCCGCCAGGAGACAGCAAAGAAAGCCUAAAGGCACUCAAACCUCCAUUCCAGUAACGGAGCAGGAAAUAACCUAUGCAGAAUUAACUCUUCAAAAUGCUUCCUGGGAUCUUCAAGAGAGGGACAAGAAGGACCAUUCCAAAGAUUCACCAUCACCUCCAGAGAAGCUCUUUGCUGGGGUCCUGGGAGUUAUCUGCCUCAUCUUGAUGUACAGUGUAGUAAGAGUGAUACUUUUCAUGCCUGGUACUGGUAAACUGGAGAAGAACAAUUCAUCCGUCAAAACAAAGAUCCUGAAAGCAUAUCAUUGUGGAAUUUGUCCACUGGAAUGGUUUACAUUUUCCAACAAUUGCUAUUACAUUAGCACUGAAAAUAAAACAUGGAAUGAGAGUGUGCUGGCCUGUGCUUCUAAGAACUCUAAUCUGCUUUACAUAGAUAAUGAAGAAGAAAUGGAAUUUCUGAGUUCCAUAUUACCUCCAUCAUGGAUUGGAGUUUUUCGUAGCAGCAGUGAUCAUCCUUGGAUGUUGAUAAAUGGUUCAUUUUUCAAACUAAAAAUAGCAGACUUACUAUCUGGUAAAGGGGACUGUGCUCUGCUACACCUAUAUGGCCUCACAUCAUGGAGUUGCGAAGCUUCAAAAAUAUAUAGCUGUAAGCAUAAGCUUUAGAGUUAAAACAUCUGAGUUUGGAUUCUGUUGGAUAACUUUAUUUUCAUGAAAUGGAAAUAAUAUUGUGAUUGCAUAUGUCUUCAAAUGAAUUAUAUUACUUGUUCUAAUAGUGAAGUAAUUUUCUAUAACAAUUAUUGGAAAAUAACAUACACAUCCAAAAGUUUAGAUAUUCAUUGCUUUUAGUGUCUGACGUGUUUCCCUCAAUGUUAUAUUUGUGGCAUUCAACAUUUCUAAAUGAUCUUAUGUUGUGUGAGUCACUUUAUAUGUGUUAUCAAGAAUAGGCCAACCCACAGAAGCAGAAAGUAGGUUAGUGGUUGCCAAAGGUUGAAGGGAGGUAGGUAACAAACGAAUGCUAAUUGGUGCACUGUCGCUUUUGGGGGCUGGAUACUUUCCAAAUUUUGUUGGUAGUGAUGGUUGCAAACUCUGUUGAAUAUACUAAAAAUCGCUGACAUAUAUACUCUACAUGGAUGAUUUUUUUUGCUUUGUAAAUUAAACCUCAAUACAGCUGUUAAAAAACACAUGAGGUUAUGUUAGGGGCUGCAUUUAAACUUUAAAUAAUUUAUAAAGGUGUAAUUUUACAAUAUUGAUUCUUUCAAUCAAUAUCAUGCUUUAUCCCUCCAUGUAUUAGGCUUUCUUUAAUUUCUCUAUGUUUAAAUUUUUUCUAUAUUGAAGUCAAAGAAAUAUGAUUCUUCUAUAAUUGUGAUUUUGUAAAUGGUAUACUUAUUUUAAAAUUUCUUUAGUAAUUUUGCUGAUUUAAACAUAAAUGUAGUUGAGCUUUGCUAUUGAUUUUUGUAUUAAUCCUAUCAUUUCAAAUAUAAGUUCUUCUGCAUAGUAUAUAUAGACAGUUACUUUAUUUCUUUUUCCCUGGUGCAAUUAUUUUCUUUUCUUGACUUAUUUUCAUAGGCUGAAGUUUUAUUUCUAAUGUUAAAUAGUAAAGACAGUAAAAGUGUAUGUGUCCUCUAUUUUUGGGGAACACAUUUAAAUACUUCAUCCUUAAGUAUGAGAUUUGUUUUAAAGUUUUUUCAUGAGACCUUU